AUGUCAGCGAGUUAUAUCAUACGAGAACGCGAUAAGAUUGUUCACGACGAUCCGACCACUUCAAGGACGUUUCUUGAAAAGAGCAAUAUAGCAAGAUUUAGAAGAAUGGCAGCGUCCGUCGAUGAUACAGCUGCUAUGAAUUAUCGCAAAGUAUUAGCGAAAAUCAUUAAUGAUGGUGGAUAUUGCCCAGAUCAAGUAUUUAAUGCAGAUGAGACUGGUUUAUUCUGGAAAAAAAUGCCCAACCGAACAUUCAUUGCGAAAUCGGAGAAAACUGCAAGUGGUUUUAAAGCGGCAAAGGAUCGAAUCACACUUCUUCUUUGCAGUAAUGCCUCUGGUGCAAAGAUCAUGGGCACAUCAGCUGUAAUUGCAACAUGGUUCAACGAUUCUUUUUUACCAGAAGUUGAAAAAUACAUGGGAGAGAUGGGUUUUCCGUUUACAGUGUUGCUAAUUGUAGGUAAUGCACCCGGUCAUCCCUGUAUAGUACAUCCUAAUGUACAAAUAAAGUUUUUACUGCCAAAUACGACUAGUUUUAUACAACCACUGCAUCAGGGCAUAAUCGCAAAUUUUAAGAAACAUUAUAUCAAAUUAUUUUUCAGCUACAUUUUGAAAAAGCUAGAGAACGAUAAAUUAAGCCUGACUGAAGUUUGGAAAAAAUUCUCAAUCUUAGACUGUAUAAACCAUAUUAUUGCAGCAAUUGGACAAAUCAAGCAACACACAUUAAAUUCGUGCUGGAAAGCAAUCUGGCCUGAAUGUGUAAAUAAUCGAAACGUUACCGAAAAAACAUCAACGUUAUUAUCUGAAAUAAGUGCGCUCGCACAUAACAUCGGCGGAGAAGGCUUUGAUACAUUCGCCGAAAAUGACCUGGACGAGAUGAUUGAGGACGAAACUGUCAAUGAUAGUAACAUUAUCAAUAAUAGCAAUGCGGAAAGAUCUUUAAAAUUCCAAAAAGAGCUGAGCUCAUGCAUGUCUUGCUAUCGUGACGUUUACAUGCAAUUGACUAGUCGACCGACGUCACAAAAACUGAUCACUGACCUUAUGGUACCAAAUCAAUUGAAAUCCUAUUUUCAAGCGACGAAAGCAAUUUUGAAUCAAUUCAUCACAAGAAGAUGCGCGUUUUGUAUUACGACGAGUAGCACCAAACUAUUUAAUGUAUAA
Molecule: messenger RNA, 1155 nt
Organism: Vespa velutina
Lineage: Eukaryota; Metazoa; Arthropoda; Insecta; Hymenoptera; Vespidae
Product: tigger transposable element-derived protein 1-like
Exons: 4
Coding region: 1-1155 (384 amino acids)
Cellular component (GO): nucleus
Molecular function (GO): DNA binding
Source: RefSeq, a predicted model, not a curated record